UUCUUCCAGGCUGCAGAUUCCUGAAAUACUCCCAUUCACCACAUGAUUUUGCCAUUUGUCCUCUGAACACUCCUUUUAUUGUACUCUGAACUAGUACUAACAAAAUCAGAGCUUUAUCCUUAAAUCAUUUUUGUUCUAAACCAACAAAGGCAAGAAAGGGCUCCUUUUGUUGUUCUUCAUUUUGCUCUGUUUUCGAAGGAAAAAUUCGACCUUUUUGGAAAUGGCAGACUCAGCAUCAUGGAGUGAGGAACAGAUAAUCGAAGAGAGGGAGGAACUCAUGGCUUCUGCCACAGAAGGUAUGCCUAAUUUGAGGAUUGCCCAUUUCUUGAAACCCACGGUUCCGGCCAUUAAAGCUUCCAGCUUUAAGCUCCCUUUGCUUUCACCCAAACCCAGGUGGAUAGUAGAAGUGAAUUUCUAUGGCUGGAAUGACCCGGAAAAGAAAUGGGGCAAAUGGGUUGACAGCAUGGUGUCCAAGCACCAUGGGAUAUGGAGAAAAGCUGGAAUCUUUGAGGCGAUUAUGUUGUCCAAGUAUCAAUUUCACAGGAAUACAGAACUGCUUUUUGGGGUCACAGAAAGAUGGUGCUGUGACACAAAUUCGUUUGUGUUUCCAUGGGGUGAAGCAACUGUUACGUUGGAAGACAUGAUGAUACUUGGCGGGCUUUCUGUUUUGGGCAGCCCUGUUUUCUCGCCGGUGACUGGAAAAGAGGCGGAGGCGGCGGAGAAAGGCUUGAGAAAGUUGCACGAAGGUUUGCGGGAUCACUCUGAGUGGCUGAAAUACUUCAUGGAUUCUGGGAGAAAAUUGGAGCAUGAAGCUUUUCUCUCUCUUUGGCUUUCCAGGUUUGUUUUCCCUGGCAAUGCGUUUGGUAAGAUUGGUGAACAUGUUUUUCCAAUUGCUGUUAAUCUUUCUAGAGGAAUUAGGAUUGCUCUUGCACCUGCUGUUUUGGCUAGUAUAUAUAAGGAUUUGGGCUUGUUGAAGGAAAUGCUGGCUAUGACUGCUGAGUUUGAGACCAAACCUGAUGAUGAUAGCUAUUUAUCCUUCAGCCUUUGGGCACCAUUGCAAUUAGUUCAGCUUUGGAUUUGGGAAAGGUUCGUGAUCCUUCGGCCUAAGCCGAAUUUCCUUAAAUCCGGUGACCCAAGAGCUGCUCGUUGGGGAAAUUUAGAAAGGUCUGAUAUAGGAAAUGUGAGGCCUGUUAUUAAUUCUUGUGGAGACAUUUUUCAGUGGAGACCAUAUUGUUUGUCUGUAGAUGAAUGGUCAUUCCCUAAAUUUUACCCCAAAAAAGAAGAAUGGGUACAGAUUGGUAGUAUUUGGGAUGAAGAGCUGGAAUCCUUUGCUCGAUGCUUGAGAGUUGGUGUUCUUGUUGGGAUUGAUUGUGCAGAGACAUAUCAGCCACAUCGGGUGGCAAUGCAGUUUGGGCUUGAUCAAGAUAUUCCUGCAGUCGUUCCUCGUUCAGUUGGAAACCUGGAAGUUGCCUGGAUCAAUUACAGCAAACCUUUCUGUAAGGAUUCCAGAUUGUAUCUUCCAGCUAGGCUGUUUGAUUCCGAUUUGAGUGUCCAAUAUCAGAAUUGGUGGAGACAGACUGUGACGGUUCCGGUGUGCUCAUUUCCUGGUGUUCUAAGAGGAAUGAGGACUUCCAGAGUUUUGUCUCGGAAACGGACAAGUUUAAGGCAGCACAAUGCAGCCAAGGUUGAUACCAAAGUGGUAGCAAAAGACCUUGAUGUUCCUCCUGGAUUUCCACCAAAAAGGAAGUACAAAUCCAUCGUGAAGACCGAAAAUCCACGGAACAGUGGAAUCAGCAGAAAUGGUAAUGAUCUUGAUGUUCCUCCUGGAUUUCCUCCCAAACCCAAAGGGGAAACCAUUUCCAUCUUUAAGUCUGAAACUUGUUGCAACAACAUUCAACUUGGGACAAAUGGUAAUGAAGCUAACGUGCCUCCUGAAUUUCCAGCCAGACCUAAAGAUGCUCCUAUUCUUCCUCCUAAAAUGGCUUGGAAGAAGGCAAUGAAAGAAAAAUGCAAUAGUUCACCUAGAAUUCCUAGCCAAAAGGAUGAUUCUCCUUCCAUUAGGCCAGAAGCUCCAGCCAAGCUGCAUAUUAAGGAGGAGCGCCUUGAGCCCGAUGAUGCAAAUUGUGUUCCUCCAAAGAACAACACCAACAGUCAAUCACUCAGCCCUGAAUCUUUUACCAAGAAGCGCAUUAAAGAUGAAGACAAUGACUCCAAAUUCAUUCCCACCAGCUAUACUCUUGAAUUCAACAGCAAGUUAAACAGGAAUUUGAGCUCAGGUGGAAUGAUGCCAACUUUUGGUGGUUGCAUUCAAUGCAACAGUAGGAAAGCCACCCAGGGACUAAAACCUUCUUCAGUUUCUUAA
Messenger RNA from Oldenlandia corymbosa var. corymbosa, 2362 nucleotides. Lineage: Eukaryota; Viridiplantae; Streptophyta; Magnoliopsida; Gentianales; Rubiaceae. The record is from the annotation of a GenBank genome assembly.